AGAACCAGUUCUUCUUGUUUUGGUGAAUCAGUUCUUGUCGUUCACGUUCGGGAUUUGUUCGUUGUGAACGAAUCGUUCGCGACCGACUCAUCCCUACUAGCCACCUUCUUGAAGGCACCAGACCAGACGAGGGUCACCGAGCAGAUGAACAGCGACUGGAGGAAAGUCAACUACAGCUGCAACAAGAUCUGACGACACAUGCCACUGCCUUUGUGAUAAAUGCCCGAGCCAAGCAUCGUUUGUCACAGGUACAAUGCUUCCCUAAAAAUGUGUUUGAACAGAACAAAACAUUUUGUUAUUUACACAGUUAAAGACCUACUUCACCGGCGGAAAUAUGAAGGUGUAUAGAACUCUGAGAUCCUAUGUCGUAUAAAUGUGCACCUUUAUACUAGAACAUCCUAGCCUGAGAAAAGGAGUAAAGAGUGUUUUAUGGUCUCACUGUCUAACCCUACAUAAAAAAAAAGUAAAAUAUAGGGGUAGGAUUAAUAGGACAGCUGGGCCAAGGGAAGACUGAGGGAAGAAAAAUCGAAUUCAUUAUAUUAUAAUAGCGAUUUUAUAAUGAUAAAACGCCGGUUCUGUAUGGGUGAAGUAUUCCUUUUUAAGCAAAGCAGUUUACAGUGGUGAUACAGUGGUGAUACCUCAUGUUAAUUACUAUUUUAUCAGCAAAUCUGUAUAUCAAAAGUAGCAGUGGUGAUCAUGAUGAUGUGUUCCAACCUCUGACAUUAAUGACAUGACUCUCUCUCUCUUUCUAUUUUAUCUCAUUUUCAGAAAGACAUGAAUGACAUUGUUGCUGGGGUACAGCAGUAUCAAUCAUCACUAUUGGACAACUCCGGAAGCAGGUGAAGGACGUGGUAAAAAAGCAUUCAGAUAGCACAACAAGUCAACUUGAAAAUGAUGCAAUGGAUAUAUUUGACAAUUUCAUUGACCCCUUUGCUAAUAUUGCAACAACAUUUAGACAGACAGCGUCAUUAGGAAGCAGUUCAGCUGUGUGGAUGCAGAGGAAAUUCCAAUUGCUCCCACCAUAAUUAGAAAGAAACUUGGAGGAUCCAGUGAAUGUCUCAUCAAAGACAAAGUAUUUUAUUAUGUACCAUUAGUUAAAAGUCUAGAGCAGUUAUUAUCCCAUCCAAGGGUUUUGACUGAUUGAAAAGGGACCCUCUCCUGGAACCGUCACCUUAUCGUGGUGGAGAGGUUUGCGUGUCCCUGUGAACCUGAGAGCUGUGUUGUCUGGAGCCUUGUGCUCCUGGUAGGGUCUCUCAUGGCAGAGUGGUCUCAGGUGAGGGGCCAGACUAAGAAUGGUUCAAAAAACUCCAAUGAAGAACGAAAAAAGAGGAGAUGUGACCCGGCCCGGAGGAAGCCCGGGGCCCCCGUCUGGAGCCAGGCCCAGACGGAGGGCUCGAUGGCGAGCGCCUGGUGGCCGGGUUUGCCACGGAGCCCGGUCGGGCACAGCCCGAACAAACUACGUGGCACCCCCCCUCUCUUCAUCCCAUGGGCCCACCACCUGUGGGAAGACCCGUUGGGGUCGGGUGCGCAGCCACAUGGGUGGCAGCGAAGGUCAGGGGUCUCGACGGACCAGACCCGGGCGGCAGAAGCUGGCUCUGGGGACGUGGAACGUCACCUCGCUGUGGGGAAAGGAACCGGAGCUUGUGAGGGAGGUGGAGCGCUAUCAGUUAGAUCUGGUGGGGCUUACCUCCACGCACAGUCUCAGCUCUGGUACCGUACUCCUGGAUAAGGGUUGGACUCUAUUCUUCUCCGGAGUUGCCGAGGGCGUGAGGCGCCGGGCGGGUGUGGGGAUACUCAUAAAUCCCCGGCUGAGCGCCGCGGUGUUGGAGUUUACCCCGGUAGACGAGAGGGUCGCCUCCCUGCGCCUAAGGGUUGUAGGGGGGAAAACUCUGACUGUUGUUUGUGCGUAUGCACCAAACAGCAGCUCAGAGUACUCAGCCUUCUUGGAGACCCUGAAUGGAGUCCUGUAUGGGGCUCCAGUAGGGGACUCCGUAGUUCUGCUGGGAGACUUCAACGCCCACGUGGGCAACGAUGGAGACACCUGGAGAGGCGUGGUGGGGAGGAAUGGCCUCCCUGAUCUAAUCAUUUUAAACUUCAACAGACACCCGCCUUCAAGUGAGUUAACGUUUGUCAAUUGAUUAGGUCCAGACUCUCUGUACAAAUGAAAUGAAGUGAAGUACGAGAGUCUGGUAGAACCAGGCUAACUUUGAUCGGAAUGUCACCUGGAAUGUCACCCGCGAAAAGACCGGUGACUCUGCUGCCACCCAUGGCGUGAGUGGUGUAUUGCAUGUCAUGCAUUGCCCGCGACGUUCGCGUAUGCUGUGUAGACUAUGAAAGGAAGCGCGUCGCUCGCAUCACUCGCGUCGUUUACGCGCGUUGCUCGCGUCGACUAU
Messenger RNA from Gadus chalcogrammus (walleye pollock), 2393 nucleotides. RefSeq lists its product as uncharacterized. The transcript is spliced from 2 exons. Gene Ontology annotation, molecular function: catalytic activity. The coding region runs from base 1293 to 2138 and encodes 281 amino acids. Lineage: Eukaryota; Metazoa; Chordata; Actinopteri; Gadiformes; Gadidae. The record is from RefSeq and is a predicted model, not a curated record.